Molecule: messenger RNA, 3259 nt
Organism: Cucumis melo (muskmelon)
Lineage: Eukaryota; Viridiplantae; Streptophyta; Magnoliopsida; Cucurbitales; Cucurbitaceae
Exons: 4
Coding region: 223-1260 (345 amino acids)
Source: RefSeq, a predicted model, not a curated record
UGUGUGAGCUUUUCUUUUUCCUUUUUCUACUUUAGCGGUUGGAGAAGGAGAGUUUUUUUAUACUCGCAGCUGAGUUCAAACUUCAGAUUUAUCUUUUUGAAUUGAUAACCGUUUGGCCCUUUUUACAUCUUUAAGGGGCUGCUGUAAUCAGAGACUUGGAAAGAGUGUGGCUUUCAGGUAGGCCAGUUGGAGAAGUUGAGUAGGUGAAUUGGGGACCUCGGGAUGCAUAGUAGAGGUAUGGUGAAGCAUGGAAACAAAUCAAAGGCGUGGUACAGACAGCAGACAAUCUCGGUUCUCAUUGUGUCUGCUUUUCUUAUCCUUUUUGUGUUGAUGAUGUUAUUUCGCAAGGAGUCUCAAGAGCGUGAUAUUUUAGUUGAGGUGACUCCGAAGCAGAAGUGGGAUAGCUUUAACUCUCUUGUGCAAUUUAAUCCAAAUAGAGAGUUUCGCAAUGGAACUGAUAUAAUAUCGCAAAUUCCCGAUUCUCCAAAGUCUGUUUUGUUUUUUGCUCAUGGCUGCAAUGGUAAAGCUGUCAACUUUUGGGACAGAUCUCCUGAGUGUCCUUCUUGUGUCGGUCUGCCUGAAGAACGGUUGAUUGUCCUUCAUGCUCUCAGCAAACGUUUUGCAGUUCUUACAAUAUCAAGUUCUCAGAAAUGUUGGACAUUGGGGAAGGAAUUGGCAGUUGUUAAAGACAUAAUACGUUGGUGGGUUGGAAAGAACAAACUUGAGAAACUUCCUCUUGUUGGUUUAGGUGCCUCCUCUGGUGGGUAUUUUCUUUCAGUACUUGCCACUAAGUUGAAAUUUGAUAGCAUUACUUUGAUGAUUGCUGAAGGGCUGUAUGAACAAAUGGAGGUAACAGAGAGAUACCCACCUACUCUGUUUGUACACAUGCCGAAAGAUCAUUUUAGGCAACAAAAGAUCAAUGAAAAUAUGGAGUUUUUGAAAGGUAAAGGAAUUGAUGUUGCUGAGAUUGAAUGCUUGGAGUUUGCUCUGUGGCCACAUUUUUUGGCUGACCGAAUCUCAGGACUUGACAAGAAUGUUUCUGCAAAGUUGUUUGAGCUUUUCCAAGCCAAGGGCUUUGUAGAUGGAAAUGGAAAGAUGCUCAAAGAUGGACGUGCAACACGGUGGAAAGAAGCCCUCAAGGCCAGUGGGAUCAGUUUACCUGAUAAUAGUUUAACCAAUCACAUUCAAGAAGAGUUGAAUCUUGCCUUUGCAUACCACGAAAUGACUAGCUUAGAGGCUGACAAGAUCUUCACAUGGUAAAAUAUCUUGGGUGGUUGGCUUAAUGGGAGUUCUUAACUACGGGGACCCACCUUCUCAGAGCACCGGACCGGAGGUUUCCUAAUGGCUGUUGGCUUCUUCCUUCUAUAUGAGUUUGUUUACUGCACUUACUCUAUUAUGUCUUCUUUUUACACCGUUGAUAUUUGAGAUUUAGCAUUUAUACUGUUCACAAAAUCAAGCUCUGGUCAUUAAAUCCAACCCAAGGGCAUCCCAAGUUGUUUGUUCUUUUGUAGGUUAACCUUAUUGAAUGUAGUGCAUUUCCUCAUUAAUGCGCCAUAAAUACAAACACUUCAUGGAUUUUACUACCCUUUUAAAGCAUAGUGAUAGAAACAAUAGAUUAGUGUAGAUAACAAGCAUCUGAACUUUUAAUUUUCAACCCCCUUUUGGAUAAUCUGAUUAAACAAAUUUAACUCUUGAAACAAUCUUGAUUUCACAAUGAAUUUGGAUAACAAAGACUGAGCAUCUCUAUGUUCAAAUACAUGAACAAAAGAGAUUGCAAGAAACUAGAAACAAGAACAAAAUAAAACAAAACAACACAUGCAAUGGUAAAUUGGUCUCACUGUCUCACUACUAACUGCUAAGGCACACUCAUUAGUUAUUUAGAUGGUAAAUGGUAGGAAAAAGUGGGGAAAUCAAGCUCUGGGUUUAAUUUUGCCCUCGUUGGCUAACUUGAACGUGUUGGCCUGAUCGCCUGCUGCUUUGUUGGAGCUGAGUGCUGAGACGAAACUUGUCCUAACUUGCUUGGUUGUGUAGGGGAAUCUGUUACUAGCAAGAGAGUUGAGGUACGAAGCAGUUCCUUCUCUGAGAAGGGCCCCAUACCCAUCAUUCCUUGUGUUAGAAAGUGCUUGGAGCAAGUUGAGAUUUGUUCCAAACCCUGGGACAUUGGUUGCUCCGAAGGCAUUUCCUAAUGUUCCCCACCAUCCCAAUACUCCCCAUAUCAAUCCUGGAUGAUUCAGCCAAUAACUGCAAACAAAGUAGCAAACACAUUUUUAUAAACAAAUAUGUUCUCUUCUCCAUGGAAAACAGUUACUAUAAACCCUUGACUUACUUGCAGGUAAAUGGAGUAGUGGGAAUGGUAGGCGUGCUUGGUGUGCUAGGAACACUAGGAGUGCUUGGAGUGCUAGGAGUGCCUGGAUCUACAGGGGUGCUUGGUGGGCUACCACCAGAAGACGGAGGGUUGUAGUAUCCACCGCCACCAGACGGUGUGGAAGGUGUUGGUGUGGAGUAAUGUGGCGUUCCUCCAUUACCAUGUGAUGGUGGGAUAGGACUGCCAUGUGAACCUGCAAUGCAAAGUAAACAUAUAAUGCUGUAAGCCUACUAAUCACUACCAUUACUACUGUACUGAUACUGAAUGUGUGAGAUUCAUUGUGAAUGUGCAAUAACCUGAUGGAGGAGAUCCAGAAUGUGGGUCUGGAGGAGAGUAGUAGCUUUUCUGAUCAGUAAUGGAGGUGGACAAUACAGGGAUGAGUAGGCUUUGAGAAAGCAGCCCAGCAAGCAAAGUGAAAAGGAGAGCAGAAGCUUGUUUGCUUCUCAUGGUUGUUUCUUUGGUUGGCUGUUUUUCUGAUUGGGAGCAAAGGGAUUAGAGAUGGGAAAGAAGGGAAGGAAUGUUAAUGGUGAUGGAUGGAAUGUUUAGGACAAAUGGGGGAAUAUAUAGAAGGGGGGUUGAGGGAAAGUGAAGUUACUUCUUACAGGUGGAAGUGUAUGUGGUUAGUUGCUGUUUUAUUGGUGCAUUUAUUCAUAUUGCUUGCUGCUUUUAAUUGUUUGAAAUAAUGUUGAGAUUUUCCAGGGAUGAAUUCAUUGGGGAGGGAGGUGAAAUCACAUGCAUGCCUCUGAAAUUUUGAACCUUUCACUUCUCCUGAUAAAUUUAUUUGAUAUAGUCUUCAUAGUAUAGCUAUUAUGAUAUAUAAUUCAAAAUUGUAAUGCUACUCUGGUCCAUUUUGGUUCCCGUUCAUUUUUGUCUAUAUAAUUAUAAUUUCAGAAU